This is a messenger RNA of Numida meleagris (helmeted guineafowl), 8537 nucleotides long. It is a transcript of the gene FRMD4A, whose product is annotated as FERM domain containing 4A. The transcript is spliced from 23 exons. NCBI's taxonomy places the organism in Eukaryota, Metazoa, Chordata, Aves, Galliformes, Numididae. The record is from RefSeq and is a predicted model, not a curated record. The coding region runs from base 443 to 3646 and encodes 1067 amino acids. Gene Ontology annotation, cellular component: bicellular tight junction; adherens junction; cytoskeleton. Gene Ontology annotation, biological process: establishment of epithelial cell polarity.
GAUUCGAGUUUGCUUCUUGGUUCUGCAGCAGAAAGCUGGGAAGUGAUGCUGUGGAACCAAGAAGCCUUCCGCAAGGGAAAUGCAACUGCCUUCCAAAGUCAGGAGAGGUGUUUUCAUCUCCUCCCUCCUCGCCCCUGGGUGCAGCAGAAUUCGCCUUGAGAAGAUACACACAGGGAGAAACCACAUCCUGAAGGGUGUGCGCAAAAAGAGAAAAGGCACAUCCCUAAACAAUUUAUUUUGACUGCUGGUUUUUGUUGUCGGAUUUGGUUUGGUGGUUUUGUUUUGGAGCAUUUUUUAGUGUUUUUUUUUUUCUUUCUGUCUUUUUCUUCUCUUUCUUUGUUGGAAAUGGCAGUGACUCUUUAACCUUGCAGUUCAUAAGGCUCCUGGGGAUUAGCCGAUAGCCUCCAAACAGGGAGCUCGGCGUUUAUUGUAAGGAGCUGGCAUGGCUGCCGUGCUCUUUGGCUUUGAGGAUCUGCUCUACAGCUGGGACAGCCUAGUGUGGAGCCUGACGUCCCGGGCUCUGAGGACUUGCCGCUUCGGGAAUCUGAGGGUCCUGCAGCUCAUGCUGAAGCCAUGGUGCAUUUCCAGAGCCGUUUAUCAGAUGACGGAGGGUCGCAGAUGCCAAGUGCACCUCCUUGAUGACAGGAAGCUGGAGCUCCUUGUCCAGCCAAAGCUUUUGGCAAAGGAGUUGCUGGACUUGGUGGCAUCUCAUUUCAACCUGAAGGAGAAAGAAUACUUUGGAAUUGCAUUCACAGAUGAAACGGGACACUUGAACUGGCUUCAGCUGGACCGCAGGGUGCUGGAACAUGACUUCCCCAAAAAGUCAGGACCGGUUGUUUUGCACUUUUGUGUCAGGUUCUACAUUGAAAGCAUCUCCUAUCUAAAGGACAAUGCCACCAUCGAGCUGUUUUUCUUGAAUGCCAAGUCCUGCAUCUACAAGGAACUCAUUGAGGUUGACAGUGAAGUGGUCUUUGAACUGGCUGCAUACAUCUUGCAGGAGGCAAAGGGAGAUUUUUCAAGCAAUGAAGUUGUAAGGAAUGAAUUAAAGAAGCUGCCAGCCCUUCCAACACCAGCACUGAAGGAGCAUCCUUCCCUUGCUUACUGCGAGGACCGAGUCAUUGAACACUACAAGAAACUGAAUGGCCAGACAAGAGGUCAAGCAAUUGUGAAUUACAUGAGUAUUGUAGAAUCCCUCCCAACAUAUGGAGUGCAUUAUUACGCAGUAAAGGACAAGCAGGGAAUUCCUUGGUGGUUAGGACUUAGCUAUAAGGGGAUUUUUCAAUAUGACUACCAUGACAAAGUGAAACCAAGAAAGAUCUUCCAAUGGAGGCAGCUGGAGAACCUCUAUUUCCGCGAGAAGAAGUUCUCGGUGGAGGUGCACGAUCCUCGCAGGGCAUCUGUGACCAGGAGGACUUUUGGGCAUAGUGGCAUCGCUGUGCAUACAUGGUACGCCUGUCCAGCACUGAUAAAGUCUAUCUGGGCUAUGGCCAUUAGUCAACAUCAGUUCUACCUGGACAGAAAGCAAAGCAAGUCCAAGAUUCAUGCUGCAAGAAGCCUGAGUGAGAUUGCAAUAGACCUGACCGAAACUGGAACGCUGAAGACCUCAAAGUUGGCCAAUAUGGGGAGUAAAGGGAAAAUUAUCAGCGGCAGCAGCGGGAGUCUUCUGUCAUCAGGUUCCCAAGAGUCAGAUAGUUCUCAAUCUGCCAAGAAAGACAUGCUGGCUGCACUGAAAUCCAGGCAAGAAGCCUUGGAAGAGACGCUGCGCCAACGCUUGGAAGAGCUGAAGAAACUGUGUCUCCGAGAAGCGGAGCUCACAGGAAAGCUGCCACGAGAAUAUCCCCUGGAUCCUGGGGAGGAGCCACCCAUUGUAAGGAGAAGAAUAGGAACUGCCUUUAAACUGGAUGAGCAGAAAAUCCUGCCUAAGGGAGAGGAGGCAGAGCUGGAACGCCUGGAGAGGGAGUUUGCCAUUCAGUCCCAGAUCACGGAGGCUGCCCGGCGCCUGGCAAGUGACCCGAACGUCAGCAAAAAGCUGAAGAAGCAGAGGAAGACGUCCUACCUGAAUGCACUGAAGAAACUGCAGGAGAUCGAAAACGCCAUUAAUGAGUAUCGCAUCAAAUCUGGAAAGAAGCCAACCCAGAGAGCUUCCUUGAUCAUAGAUGAAGGAAACAUUGCCAGUGAAGACAGCUCCCUCUCGGAUGCCCUUGUUCUUGAGGAUGAGGAUUCUCAGGUCACCAGCGCAAUAUCCCCUCUCCAGUCCCCACACAAAGGACUCCCACCCCGGCCACCCUUGCACAACAGGCCUCCGCCUCCACAGUCACUGGAAGGCCUCCGCCAAAUGCAUUACCACCGCAACGACUACGACAAGUCCCCCAUCAAACCCAAGAUGUGGAGCGAGUCAUCCUUGGAUGAACCCUAUGAGAAGGUCAAGAAACGCUCCUCACACAGUCAUUCCAGCAAUCACAAGAGGUUCCCCAGCACCGGGAGCUGUGCCGAGGCAGGAGGGAGCAGCUCCCUGCAGAACAGCCCCAUCCGGAGCCUUCCCCACUGGAACUCCCAGUCCAGCAUGCCCUCGACGCCGGAUCUACGGGUACGCAGUCCACACUACGUCCACUCCACACGGUCAGUAGACAUCAGCCCGACCAGACUGCACAGCUUAGCUCAGCACUUUAGACACCGGAGCUCCAGUUUGGAGUCACAAGGCAAGCUCCUCGGCUCAGAAAAUGAGACAGGGAGCCCCGAUUUCUACACCCCAAGGACUCGUAGCAGUAAUGGCUCUGACCCCAUGGACGACUGCUCAUCCUGCACCAGCCAUUCCAGCUCUGAGCAUUACUACCCUGCUCAGAUGAACCCCAACUACUCCACCCUGGCAGAGGACUCCCCAUCGAAAGCCAGAGAGCGGCAGAGGCAAAGGCACAAAUCAGCAGGCAACCUGGUCUCUUCCAAUUCAGGGAGCAUGCCCAACCUGGCUGCGAGGAAUGGAACGGGGCACCACCGGGUCUACCUGCACAGCCAGAGCCAACCCUCUUCCCAGUACAGGAUCAAAGAGUAUCCCCUGUACAUCGAGGGCAGCUCCACACCUGUGGUGGUGCGCAGCCUGGAGAACGACCAGGAGGGACACUACAGCGUGAAAGCACAAUUCAAAACCUCCAACUCCUACACAGCGGGGGGGAUGUUUAAGGAGAACUGGCACGGGGAUGAAGUGGAUUCUGUUCGGCUCACCCCCUCCCGCUCCCAAAUCAUAAGGACUCCAUCCCUGGGCAGGGAGGGCCACGAGAAGGGCUCGGGUAGGACUGCAGUGUCAGAUGAGCUGCGGCUCUGGUACCAGCGGUCCACGGCCUCCCACAAGGAGCACAGCCGCCUCUCGCACACGAGCUCCACUUCCUCGGACAGCAGCUCCCAGUACAGCACAUCUUCGCAAAGCACCUUUGUGGCGCACAGCAGGGUCACGAGAAUGCCUCAGAUGUGUAAAGCAACAUCAGCUGCCUUACCUCACAGCCAGAGGAGUUCAACACCAUCGAGUGAACUUGCAGCCACGCCACCGGGCAGUCCCCACCACAUUCUUGCGUGGCAGACUGGAGAAGCAACAGACAACUCACCCACUAUGGAUGAGUCUCAGUCUCCAACCCACCAAAGUACUGAUGAAUAGAGGUAUAGUAAGGGGAUGUUUUGUUCUUUCAUCCUUCUGCCCUGUAGUCCGUGAUCCACAAACACAAUGCGAAUAAGCGGCAUCCCGCUGUCCCCGAGGAGCAGCUGUGUAACUGCGUGCCUGUUUGGCAGCAAGCCUUCUUUCAGUCCUUGGAAUAACAACUCGAAAGCAGCUCGGAGCCCCUCUGCGCCUUUUCAGCACGUUUGUGGCCGUCGUGCUUUCCCCAGUGAAAGAGGACUUCUUCCUCCGCGCGAGCGGGCCUGGGGCCAGCCGCUGCUGUGAGCAUUGCUGUGGGGGCUGAACAGGCACAGAGAGCGGUGACACGGUCAUGGCCGGGGACGUCGCCGAGCAGCGUGGGCAGAGCGCCGUGGGGAGACGAGCACGGGUGGGUGGGGGCUUUGGGGAGCUGCACAGAGCUCCAGCAUCGCUCCAGCCGUGCCACCCAGUGCCCCUCGUUCCUCCAGCCCUGCUGCAGAGCUGCACAGGCUGCCGGCAGCGGCGAGGCUUCACGGAGCGAGGAGCAGCCCUGGCCCGGUUCCUGCGGGAAGGCAGAGGGGGAAGGGCGGAGGGAACAGAAAACCCUUAGUACUUUUCUGUUUUAAUUAAACUGCAGUCAGCAGUCUGACACUCUCAUUUGAAUCCACAGCCAUUCACAGCUGGCAUCUGUUGGGUAUUUCAAGCCCAGCUUUCUAGAGAUAACCCAUAAACCUCCGUGCUCCAGCAGAGAGCUGGGAAACAAAAGGCUCUUUAAUGGGCAGCCGGGUCAUGGCCUUGCUCAGGUUCCUCCCAGGCAUAAGUCCCAGGGAAACCAGGUGGAAAAUGGGAGAGAGGAGGCAGGAACCGCUGGGCUGCAUCAGUGGGAGCUCAGUCCUGCGAGGCGGGGAGAGAGGGCAGGGAGAGAAUCCCACAGGAAGCAAAGCGCAUUUCCUGCUUCUCCUCUCCAAACAAUCUGUGAUUUGGAAGUUGCUUCAGAUCAAAGCAUGAGAGAGAGAUCAGUUCUGUAUUAUUAUGCAGAUACAGCAGCCAUUUUUCAAAAUCUCAACAAGAUUUUGACCUCAGUGCUUUCUUCUAGCAAGGAGCUCGGCGGACUAAGCCAGGAGCUGGCCCUGACCCGAGCCCUAAGAUAAAUGGCAAAUUCUCAUCAGGUCCCUCAUCUGCUCUGUGCAAGCAAACAAAAAGCCAGGCAGCAAAAGAAACUGUAGCUUGUCAAGGGAGGCACCCCAAGACCAGGCUAUACAUGGCAAAACACGGUCCCUUCCACAGCAUACCUGACACCCUGUCACGUGUCACCAGGUUUUGCUGUCCCAGCCCCAGACAGGCACAUAACUCUGGGACUGCCGGUGAUGCAGAGCCUCUGCCCAGCACAGAAAUGCCAAGGACAGUCCGUCGGGUGCUACAAGAGGGCAUUCUGGUCUGAGAGGCCGCCGGAGCUCAGCCUUCUGUCUCCGGGUUGCUGCAGGGAGUGGGACUAUUCAUGAUAUGACGUUGCGUGCCCUUGGGUGAACUCUCCAGCAGUUCUCAUUGUCCUAACAAAGGUUUCCUUUCUCCUGCAGGACUUACAACGAUAGCUGUUUCCUGGAUUCUCCCCUCUAUCCAGAAUUAGCAGACGUCCAGUGGUAUGGACAGGAAAAAGCCAAGCCUGGGACUCUAGUGUGAACCCCUGACCUCAAGUGAAUCACAUCAAUGCCAUUCUGAGAUCACCUCACUGCCUCUCAUUUGCCUUACCCAGAUGCACUGUCACCCAGCACCAGCUUCAACUCUAAGCACUUUUUCUCGCGAUGCAAUUCAAGUUGACAUUACAGAGCAUCGGCCCUGAGACGUCCACCACGACGGCGCAGGAUCACGGCGCAUCCCGCUGCCACACCAGCGCACGUCGCUCCGGAGCCCGCGAACAGCCAUCUCAUAGCUGGCAAUUUAAAAAAAAUGAUUUAUUUCCUUUUAAAUGACCGGAGCCUGUCAAGGCUUACAUCAGAUCUUGCUGUUCUGUGGCAUGUAACGGCAGUCAGACUUCCAUGACCUGCGAUCUGAUCCAACAGAGUAUUAAUUUAAGGGGAGGAGGGAGGUGGUCAACACAAAUUGGGACAGAGGCUGAGAAUUACUCCUGAAAUUGCUUCUUUUAUGAAAAGGUACAAAAAAAGUAAAAUCCUCUCACUUCAAAUACGUGUAAGAGUCUCACAGUCAGAGCAGCACUGCCAGAGUCACCCAACCAGCGUCAACGGGGUGAGUUCGUUCAGCGAGUUCUCGCUACAAGAACAUCUCUCAUUUAACUCGACGACAGACACAGCCACCUCCUGCAAAACAGCAUCUCCUUCUUUGCUUUGGGCCCAUCCAAACAGAACCCCAUGUACUGAAGACACUCUGGAGGUCUGGGCUGGUAUCACAGCAUCUACAAGCUACUAUCAAACUGGACAAACGAGGUGUACAAAGGCAUUUCCUACAGCAGAGGCAAGAACUGCUCCUCACAGCAUCUCUGGGGCUGGCAAAGCUGCGUGCCAACACACAGAGCUUCGCGUCGUGUUGUUGGUUUUCUAAUACUCUGAGGAAGAUAAAAGCUGUCAGAAAACCUUUCUACAAGCAGAUACAGCCAAUAAAUUGUAACCUAUCUCUGCACAAAGCGUCAGCGUCAAAUCAAAGGGAAAGCACAUCACAAUCUAAUUGACACGGUGAAGCUGCAUUAACAUAUCUGUUCCAAUUAUCUCACCUUCGUUAGCACCAGUGUAGCAAAGGGCUCGUCACCAGCACACCGCUGGCUGGGAGAACCGGUCUGUCAGGAAGCAUGGGAGCAGCAUGGGUUUAGCAAGCAGCAGACGAAGCAAAAUUCCACACGGAAAGCAACCACAAGAAAGAGAAGUCCCUCAAUGAGGCGUUGAGCGCCAGCAGGAGCUGCCUACUGACACCACAAGGAAUUGGACGAGAGAGUCAUGGAAGAAGCUGCAAGUUUACACUUACCUUUGAGCAAUGCUUUAUACAUGUCAAGCCAUGGAACUUUCAAAGGCCUCAAAGACACUUUUGUAAUGAACGAGUGCACAAUCUCGGUGGAUGCUGAAGCUGGCACGUCUAGUCUUCAUUGCGGUGCUAUGCUGUUUUUAUUGCCACUAGAUGGGGGAGGCACCCGGCCUUUCCCCAUUUGCGCGUGCAAGCGAUGAUUUCCUAUGGGAAAGGCAUUACAGGAACGGCUGGAGGGGGUUACUUUGUGAAAAGCAGAAACUGAAGUUAGCUUUAGUUUAAAACAAAACAACAGUGCGAGUGUGUGUGCGUGUGCGUGUUCCAAGAAUAACAGUAGCGUCUACCAGACAAAGCAGGGCGAAACGUUCAGAAUGAGACGCCGCCACGUGGGGGCUGCCACACCUUCCGGCACCAGGAUUGCUGGAAAACUGCAUUCCAGGCUUUAGAAGAGAACGGGUUCUUCGUAAUUAGACUCGGAAAGAUGAUGGGGUUUCUAAAAAUGAACGCGAGCCGCUCGUGCUGACUCCUUUCCCCAGCGCGCCUUAGGGAUGCUUGCUUCAGCCCCGGGUGCCGUAGGGCUGCCCUGACACAGCGUCCUUCCCACUGCUCUCUGCGCACUGGGGCUGUCAGCACGGGAGCUGGCUCAAGCUCCCAGCUGCGUUCGUAGCUGGAUGGGAGAUGGCACCGAUUACCGACGUGCGCUGAUAAGAUCCCGCAGCUAAAGUGAGAGGAUGAAAUAAGGACCAAAUUAAGCAGCAGCAAAUUAGCCCGCAGGUUUUUUAGGGGCUCUGAGCAACUGUCUGUUUUCUUUUUUUAAUUUCCACUGGUAAGUGGCUUUGGGUUGGUUUUUUUUUUUUUUUUUAAUCAUCAUUAUUAUUAUUUUCUGUGUACCUUCUUUUAAUUAAAAAGAAUUCAACAACAGCGGCACUACGGGGCCUCUGGGCACUGCAGGAUGGAACAGAAAUUCCUCCAAGACGAGAUCUGCAGUUUUGCAGCAAAGGUUAAAGGUGGCAGCCCUGAAACGAGGGGAAGAAAAACCAAGUUAGCCUGAAUUGCAAACAGGCUCGAGUAGGGAAAGAGCUUUGGAGAACUGGAUUGGGUUUUGCUUUGUGUUCUGCUUUUCUGUUCUGCAAUCAAGGCACACGUGAGCAGCCAGUCUGGUAGUAAAGACAGAUUAAGUAAAACAGGUUUUACUGUUUAGCUCAAUUCAAUUAAACACAAGUGUACAUAAAAUGUUAAUCAUAUGCGAUUAACAUAUUUAAGUAUAACGCGGAGGGGAAUAUACAUAGCUAUUAUAUACGAGCACUUGACUACCAACUGAACCCCUCCUUGACUUUUUUAUUUUUCAAGGCUCCAUCUGACACCAAGCCACCAUUGCGUUCUUAGUCUCCACGUCAAGGUCCCUCUGGUUGGGCAGCACCUGGGCACGGCCCUCACCGGGCUCUGCUGCAGGCAGGGUUUAAUUUUAAACGCUAUUAGAUGCAGUCGAGUGUUGAAAAUGUUGAAACAGUCCCAUUUGUUUUCACUCUGUCUUAGUUUUAGUUUCAGGCGUAGCCGAUCCCCAUUCAGGUGCUAUCAGAUGACCAGUUACUGCUUAGUUAACUAGAUGUAAAGUUUUACAUAUAUAUUAAUGUCAAUAGUUUUAUUACGAGUUGUGUAAAAUGGACUCUCUAGUUUAAGAAAAAGAAAAAAGAAGGAAAAAAAAAAAAAUUAGGUCUCUCCUGAAAUUGACUUUAGAGCAUGUAAAAUGAUUUUACUGGAUUCUGUUAAACUGUAAUCAAGGAAAAGAUAUGUAUGUUGUAGAAAAAGUCGCAGAAUUAAAAAAAAAAAAAAAAAGAUCUGCUUUUAAUUUAUUCUUUUUGUAUUAAGAAUUUGUAUAGUUACCUUUACAUUUUGCAGAACGGUGUUGUCAACACUUCCUUAUUAAAGCAUUUUCAAAAUGAAA